Molecule: messenger RNA, 303 nt
Organism: Colletotrichum abscissum
Lineage: Eukaryota; Fungi; Ascomycota; Sordariomycetes; Glomerellales; Glomerellaceae
Exons: 1
Coding region: 1-303 (100 amino acids)
Source: RefSeq, a predicted model, not a curated record
AUGCUGGCUGCUGGCUGCUUACCUUGCUGCCCUACCCUGCUGUGGUACCGUUUGCCCAGUGCCUCCAUACCCGACGGUAUGGAUCGUGAUGCAUUCUGCAUCUUUUGCUGGGGUUUCGAACCCAGCGAUUGGGUUCAAGCUCUGAGAAGGAUAAGAGUUACAGCAUCCAGAUCGCCAGCUUCACUUGACAGGCUUAUUUCGGGAGGCCCUUGCCAAAUGUUGGAGAUGGGUCCCUUGACGAGACUGCAUUGCCAGGCUAUUCGCUUGUUGAACCGUGAGCGUCGCCGUCAGCUGGAAGCCUAA